Emiliania huxleyi CCMP1516 is the source of this 531-nucleotide messenger RNA. RefSeq lists its product as hypothetical. The annotation marks the transcript as partial. NCBI's taxonomy places the organism in Eukaryota, Haptophyta, Isochrysidales, Noelaerhabdaceae. The transcript is spliced from 2 exons. The record is from RefSeq and is a predicted model, not a curated record.
GCCGACGUGAGCGGCGCGUGGGCGUCAGAGUUGGGUGCAGAUGGCGCCGCCAACGGCUGGAACUUUUUCUACCUAGCCGGCCGGUGGUACCGACAGAGGUUCACGGCCUCACAUCCUGCCGGGCGCUAACAAGAGCAGCGGGCAUUGGACUCGACUGCGGCCGACGUAUGACAACACCGCCUCCAGCUAUAGGCUCAUUGAAGGUGUGGAAGCGCGCCUACAAAAGGCAAGGGCCACAGCUGGCACCUAUUCCGCCACCGGGCGAGAGCGCGGCGUUCGUUCUGACGAAGGAGGGUUACCGGCCUCUGGCUCUGCGUCCAGCGGGUGGGUCGUCCACAGGUGCAGGCACAGGUGCCUAUGAGUAUGACGAGGCGCUGGCAUCGAUCGAUGCGCGGCUGAAAGCCAUUGAGCGUGACGGCGUCAGCCCGGAUGAUCGCUUUGCGUAUGCCGGGGCCCGGGGUGCGCACUAGAGUCGACUUGGAGUGCAGCUAGUUGGGAGCACUUGGGCAUGUAUUCAUGCUUUUAUUCAAA